This is a messenger RNA of Anneissia japonica, 1391 nucleotides long. RefSeq names its product NEDD4 family-interacting protein 2-like. Lineage: Eukaryota; Metazoa; Echinodermata; Crinoidea; Comatulida; Comatulidae. Gene Ontology annotation, cellular component: perinuclear region of cytoplasm; endoplasmic reticulum; Golgi apparatus. Bases 129 to 749 code for a protein of 206 amino acids. The record is from RefSeq and is a predicted model, not a curated record. Gene Ontology annotation, biological process: positive regulation of protein ubiquitination; vacuolar transport; ubiquitin-dependent protein catabolic process. The transcript is spliced from 7 exons. Gene Ontology annotation, molecular function: WW domain binding.
GAGCUGUUGUGUGACGUCGACGGCAACUUCCGCGACGAAAGUGAAGCAUCUUUUCACAAAGAACGUUUUGCUAGGAAGUUAACCAGUCAUUUGUAUAUAAUAUAUCCACUUUUCAUACCCCGGGAGCAAUGGAUCCUCCCCCACAAUAUGAACAGGUUUGUAGGGAAGAUAACCUGAGCUCAGGACAAGUGAUGCUGGCGCUUGUGGUCCCUCCAGAUGGUACCGGCAAACAAGAAGUUCCCCCAGAAACAGAAGACACAAUAGGGUAUGUACAAAUUCCUGGUGAUGCACCACCACCGUAUGAUGAGGAAGACAAACGCAGAAUGGAGCUUAAAAAAAAGGAUGAAGAAAUACGCAAGCGACUUGUAGAAUUGGGGCUUCUGUCUGAGAAUGAUUUCGGAAGCGACUCUGAGAUUCUGCUCGGCAGCGGGUGGGUGUUUUUCUGGGCGGCUAUGAUAUCUAUCGCCUUCAGUUGGAUAGGGUUCCUAGUAGCAUAUUGUCUGAGUUCUUCGGUAGCCGCACGUUGUGGUGCUCUCUGUGGCUUCGGUAUUUCCAUGGUCAAGUGGACAAUAGUGGCAUUGUAUUCGGACUGCUGCAGAGCCUACCUUGCAAGUACAAUGUGUUUGUCGAUGGCGCUUAUAUUUUGUGGUAUUAUAAUUGCUAUAAGAGGUGCAGUAAUGUAUUUGCGUGCUCGGAAAGAAUAUGAAAGAAGCGGGUACCCAGCUAUCAAAUUCUGGUACCUCUAUUAAUUAGACUCUUUUCCCAGGCCCUGUCCUGAUUAUCAAAACAUGGGACAUUCCUAAAUAUGGUCAUGAUGAAAUCUCAUGACUAUAUAUGGGCAUACAACAGUGUUUUUGAAAAUUUUGAUGAUCGGGACAGAGCAUAAACCAAUAUUUAGAAAAUUUUGUAAAAGCUUUUUAAUUAUUUAGGCCAUUGAUAAAACAACAUGGCAGUUGAGGUUUGCAAAACUCACAUGCAGAUUAAAUUAUUGAUAUGAUGAUCACAAGAAGUACUGUAUAUGAAUAAAGCAGACAUAAUUAUUAUUUUGUUGUGCUAAUACUAAUAGCUGCAUGUUAAUGUCAAACAGUUUUGUGAAAGAAUGCUCCCCCCCCCUUAUAAAAAACUUCCCAUUUUAGAGUUCUUUGUGGCUAUAAUUUUUUCUUAUUAUUUUUAAGUGUAAGAAAAUGUAUUUCAUAUAAAAAUAUUUCAUAUGUUUCUAUACAAAAAAGGGGCAUGGUGCAACACCACAAAACAUAUUAAAAGAUAAUUAUGUAAUGAGUAAUGUUUAUUCUAUUAUGUAGACAGUCACAUUGUGCUUAAUGUAAAAUUAUAACCCAUUUUGGGUGUUUUAAUAAAUAUAUUUAGAAGUCCAUGUUUCUUUAAAAUGUAAA